AUGCAGUAAUAGUCUGUUUUGUAUUGUUUAUUUGACCCCGACGUCUUGGCGCAGUUGGUAUAGUCCACUGUCCUCUGGCUUAUCAAGUUCAGAAGGCCGCAGUCAGCUGUGGAGUAAACAGACGGAGCCAUGGUCAGUUUUGUCACAUUUUUUCGUGACCACUGGAUGCAUUCAUUGAUGCCCAUUGGGUUUCUGCUUGGAUGGUACCUUGACAGGCAACAGGAUGAGAAAUUGUCAGGAUUCAGAAACAAAAGCCAACUAUUCAAAAGGGAACUGAAGCCUGGUGAAGAGGUGACCUGGAAGUAGACCAUCCUGUUCCAGAAUGUGUUGUUGUCUGCAGCGUGACUCGUUUAAUGUUGUGUUAACCAGAAAACUAAAUCUUUGAGUUGUAUCAUUGACUAAACAUGACUUUUCUCUUCAGAA
This is a messenger RNA of Thalassophryne amazonica, 423 nucleotides long. RefSeq names its product NADH dehydrogenase [ubiquinone] 1 beta subcomplex subunit 1-like. The transcript is spliced from 3 exons. The coding region runs from base 130 to 306 and encodes 58 amino acids. Gene Ontology annotation, cellular component: mitochondrion. Lineage: Eukaryota; Metazoa; Chordata; Actinopteri; Batrachoidiformes; Batrachoididae. The record is from RefSeq and is a predicted model, not a curated record.